UGGGUUUCUCUGGUAUGCGACCAUGGGACGACUUCCUGUAUUAUUUCUCUCUCUCAUGUAGUCUGACCAGUCUCUGCUUUAGAAGCAAAAAAUGGCUACUAGCGGUCAGUUCUAUGAGCGUCCAGAGGAGUCCUCUACUGUUACAAACACUCGUCAUAACGGCUUCCCUCCUGUACCAACGCCCGGAGGCACAAUAUCCACGAGACCGGAUCCAGACAAGCAUUUCGUAGUAGCAGCAAUCGACUUUGGGACUACAUAUAGCGGCUAUGCAUUUGCUUUUCUGAGAGACUCAGACAGUGUGCAUAUGAUGCGCAAAUGGGAGGGAGGUGACCCAGGCGUUACUAAUAUGAAGACCCCAACAUCACUUCUGCUAAAGCCGAAUGGAGAGUUUCAUUCAUUCGGUUUCAGCGCAAGGGAUUUUUAUCACGACCUUGAAGAGAGUGAAGCAAAGAAGUGGUCCUAUUUUGAAAAGUUUAAGAUGACAUUGCAUUCUAGCCAGGACCUCCAUAAAGGUGUAGAGCUGACUGCCGCCAAUGGAAAGAAGACUUUAGCAUUGACCGUAUUCUCUCAUGCAUUGAGAUUCUUUAAGGAUCACUGUCUACAAGAGCUCUCAGAUCAAUCCUCGACAAGAAUAGUCAACGAUGACAUAAGAUGGGUCAUCACAGUCCCGGCCAUAUGGCGACAACCAGCAAAACAGUUUAUGAGACAAGCAGCAUAUGAUGCCGGCUUAGCGAGUCUAGCUAAUCCAAGUCAGCUCCUCAUAGCACUGGAACCAGAGGCAGCGUCCAUUUACUGUCGGAAAUUGAAGCUAAGAGAACUUGUUCCAGAAGAAGACUACAGUCAGAGCACUAGCCAACUGAAGUCACUUCGUCGCGUAAGUAACACAAGUUUUGGAGUACCAGUCUCGGCUGAAUUUAAAGCCGGGACUCGAUAUAUAGUCGUUGACUGUGGGGGCGGUACAGUUGAUCUCACAGUCCAUGAAUUAGAAGGAGCAGGGACUCUGAAGGAACUCUAUAAAGCCUCUGGUGGGGCUUGGGGUGCCGUCGGAGUUGACAGGGAAUUUGAGAACCUUCUCAUCAAAAUAUUUGGCAUCGAUUUCGUGGUUAGUUUUAAGAACACAAAGCCUGCCGGUUGGGUCGACCUGAUGAUUGCAUUCGAGGCAAAGAAGAGGACGGCGAAUCCGGCAAAAGCCACACCUCUCAACAUAUCCCUCCCUUUCUCAUUCAUAGAACACUAUCAGAAACUCAAAGGUCACUCUGUAGAGACGGCCAUCAAGAAAUACGGUAAUAAAGACAUCAGGUGGUCCUCGCAAGGAAUGCUCCGACUUUCACCGGCAGCAAUGCACGCUCUCUUUGAACCAGUAACACACGAUAUAGUGAGACACAUUGCAGACUUAUUGAGAAAACCUGAGCUCGACUCCGUCAAACUAUUAUUCUUGGUAGGAGGAUUUGCAGAGUCACCUCUACUCCAGAAUGAAAUUAGACGAUCUUUCUCAGGCGAAAUGAGAGUCAUCAUACCACAGGACGUUGGUCUUACUAUACUAAAAGGAGCUGUCAUGUUUGGAUUAGAUCCUACAGUCGUUAGAGUAAGACGCUCAGCACUAACAUACGGAGUUGGAGUCCUGAACAGGUUUCUACCCGGCAAGCACCAACCCGAGAAACGGAUAAAAAAAGACGGCGUGGAGUGGUGUACCGAUAUAUUUGAUACUUUCGUGACCGUCGACCAAUCGAUUGCAAUGGGAGAGAAGGUAACCCGUCGAUAUACUCCAGCAAAAUCGUACCAGACGUCGACAGUGAUUGGGAUCUAUAGCAGCGAGAAAGAGCAUGUACUGUAUACCACUGACCCUGGGGUUCGACGGACGGGUGAGCUUUAUUUAGAAAUGCCCGACACGACUGGCGGCAAGUCUCGCGAACUUGAGAUAACGAUGAUGUUCGGUGACACGGAAAUUAAAGUUGAAGCAACUGAUCUGACUAGCGGGACUGUUGCACAGUCUGCUAUCGACUUUUUAAAUAAAUAGAGUAAUUAUUAUCAUUAUUGUUAUCAUUAUUAUCAUUAUUUUUGAUUUUGUCUUCUUUGUUUUACUCUUAUUUUGUAUUGUGUGUGCACUUUUUAUGACAUUUUUAACAAACCCCAUCCCACUUAAACCUUAUCUAUUUAUCGCCUUCAUCUAUUUGUGUAUUUUUAUAUCUUUUUUAAUAUUUUCGUAUUCCAAAAAUUUGCACAAACACUUUUCAUUACUAAUAAUAUUAAUUAAUGGAUUUCAUAAUGAUCAUAAAUGCUAAAAA
Amphimedon queenslandica is the source of this 2285-nucleotide messenger RNA. Its product is annotated as heat shock 70 kDa protein 12A. The coding region runs from base 92 to 2017 and encodes 641 amino acids. The record is from RefSeq and is a predicted model, not a curated record. NCBI's taxonomy places the organism in Eukaryota, Metazoa, Porifera, Demospongiae, Haplosclerida, Niphatidae. The transcript is spliced from 4 exons.